Messenger RNA from Oreochromis aureus, 3245 nucleotides. It is a transcript of the gene ppig, whose product is annotated as peptidylprolyl isomerase G (cyclophilin G). Lineage: Eukaryota; Metazoa; Chordata; Actinopteri; Cichliformes; Cichlidae. The transcript has 13 exons. The coding region runs from base 115 to 2337 and encodes 740 amino acids. Gene Ontology annotation, cellular component: nucleus. Gene Ontology annotation, molecular function: peptidyl-prolyl cis-trans isomerase activity. The record is from RefSeq and is a predicted model, not a curated record. Gene Ontology annotation, biological process: protein folding; protein peptidyl-prolyl isomerization.
CUCGCCGCGCCAUCUUUAGAAAACACUGAGCCCAGCACUGAAUGAAACUUCAUUUUGCUCGUUUGGGAGAGCUGCUCGCCUUACGGUGCGGUAUUUUCGGUUUUCCAGGUGAUCAUGGGGAUCAAGGUACAGCGCCCUCGCUGCUUCCUUGACAUUGGAAUCAGCAAUGUACUUGUUGGCAGAAUCGUGGUGGAACUGUUUGCAGACAUCUGUCCCAAAACUUGUGAAAACUUCAGAUGUCUCUGCACAGGUGAGAAAGGCAUUGGGAAGGGAACUCAGAAACCGCUUCACUACAAAGGAUGCCUUUUUCAUCGAAUUGUAAAAGACUUCAUGAUUCAAGGAGGAGACUUCAGUGAAGGUAAUGGAAGAGGAGGCGAAUCCAUUUACGGAGGCUUUUUUGAAGAUGAAAGCUUUGCAGUCAAACACAACAAGGAGUACCUGCUGUCAAUGGCCAAUCGGGGUAAAGAUACAAAUGGAUCCCAGUUUUUCAUAACAACAAAACCUUCUCCACAUCUCGACGGUGUGCAUGUGGUUUUUGGUCACGUGAUCUCUGGCCAAGAAGUCAUUCAAACCAUGGAGAGCCAGAAGACGGACCCCAACAGCCGACCGUACGCUGAGGUGAAAGUUUUGAACUGUGGAGAGCUCAUUCCCAAAUCUAAAGCAAAAAAAGAUGCAAAAAAGAAGGAGAGGGCCUCAUCAAGCUCCAGCAGUAGCUCCAGUGACUCUGAGAGCUCCUCAGAGUCGUCCUCCGAGAGCGAAGAAUCAGAAAAAGAAUCCAAGAAGCGGAAAAAGAAGGCAAAGAAGCAAAAAAAGAAACAGAAGAAGGAGGACAAGAAGAAAUCAGAAGCUGAAAGCGCUGAAGAGAAGGAACAAGACGAGUUGGUUACAUCUACAGUGCGUCCUGAAGAAAUCCCACCCAUCCCUGAAAAUCGAUUCCUUAUGAGGAGAAGUCCCCAGAUGGCCCAGAAGUCAAAGGAGGAGGUUAACAAAGAUCAGCGGAAUAAAGACGAAAGACCAAGAGAAAGUACUGGCGCAGCUUACAACUCUCAAUCAACAUAUCACAGAAGACUCGUGAUGACUCGAUCUGGCAGGAAGAUAAAAGGCAGGGGUCCACGGAGAUACCGGACCCCAUCACGCUCUCGUUCAAGGUCUAGAGAUCGUUUUCGGCGCAGUGAAACUCCCCCACACUGGCGACAGGAGAUGCAGCGUCAGAGGAUGAGGGCAGUCACAGGAGAGCGAUGGAUUAAGGGUGACAGAGGUGACAUGAAUGAGGGUCAGGAUGAGGCUGCUAAAGCACAGAAAAGAGAGAGACGGACUUCCAGUUCAAAGGCUGAACAUACAACUGAGGGUAAAAAAGACAAGAAAACUCGAUCUCAUAGAUCUAAAAGUAAGGAAGAGGAUACUGUAGAGAAGGAUGACAAGCAUGAUAAACACAAGGCAAAGAAAAAAGAUAAAUCCCAUAGUCGCAGUAAAAGCCGAGAAAAGAAAAGGUCAAAAAGCAGAGAGAAGAGUCACAAGCACAGAAGUGAUGAGAGGAGAGGUCGCUCAAGGAGCAAAGAUAGAAAUUUUCAUAAAAAAGAAAAGGAGGCAGAAUCUGAUCACAGUAAAGACAGAAAUAAGGGUCAUGAGUCUGACAAAAAGCAUAAAGAAGACACAAAAGGUAGAAAUGGUGAGAGAACCAGGACAAAGUCCAGAAGUAAAGAGAGAGCUGCCAAAAAGGAUGAGCGCAGAUCAAGCAGCAGAAACAAAGACAGAGGUAGGACUUCAGCAUCAAAAGAGAGAGAAGAAAAAAGAGAGAAGGACAGAGAGAGGGGCAGAGAGCGCAGCAGGAGUCGGGAAAGAAGACACAACAGUGAAAGGGAGAGUAAGAGACAAGGAACAUCCCGGGAUAAAGAACAUCGAACAAGAAGCCCAGACAGAAGUAAGGCUAGGGACUCGCACAGAGGCAGGCGCUCGAGAAGCAGGAGCGGCAGGCGCUCGAGAAGCAGGAGCGGCAGGCGCUCGAGAAGCAGGAGCGGCAGGCGCUCGAGAAGCAGGAGCGGCAGGCGCUCGAGAAGCAGGAGCGGCAGGCGAGACCAAAGCAGGGAUCGAUCCUCUCAUAGAAAAGUCAAAGACAGAGAGGCUGCCGGCCAGAGGAGGAGACGCAGUAGCAGCAGCUCUGAGAGUGACAGAGAAGAGAAAAAGAAGAGUCAUAGGAGCCCAGAUUCUAAAAGAAGAGACAAGUCCAAAGACCGAAGGAGCCCGGCCAGCCAAAGACCAGACAGUACGAAAGGCAAAGAUAGAAAUGAUAGCAAGAGGAAUCGGUCGGGGUCUAGCUCCAGCUCUGACAGCAACUAAACGCGCGAUAAUGUUCUUAUUUUUUAAGGUGUACAUGUAGUACACAGCGUCAGCAUUCCAUCUACAGUGGGGCACAAUCACAGUCCUCAUACAGUACAAAAUAAACAGUUCUGCCAAAGAUAAUAUGACUGUAAAAGGUUCCUCAAAGCUAAUUACUUGACUGUUAAAUAACUGUGGUAUUCAGAUAACAGAGACUGUAGAAAAGACCUUAAAUAAAAUGGCUCAUACCUGCAGGUGCAAACUGUAGCAUCCUCAACCUUUGGCUGAAGUUUGGACUUUAUGGGGAUUGUGAGUUUGUCCACCACUGAGUGUGUAACACAGUUAACUGGUAGCUGACGUUUUGGAGCCAUUCUAGAAACAAAGGAUUUGUAACUACAAAGUGUGUGUACUGCACUGGCAGGGCUGUAAAUGUACCAGGUAUUCUUCUAAAUCUUACAUUAUUUAAUCGCGUGAAGUCAGACUGGAGGCAGGUUUUCUUUUCAUGUUGUUUUUUUUCUUGUUGUUGUUUGUUUUGGUUUUUUCUGAAUUUUACAUCAUGUGGUAAAUUCUGUAAUUCUGUCUUGACUUUAAAUUUUCUCUGAUUUCAGUUUUUUUUAAAAACUUUUAAACAGAGGGGAAAAAAGAUUUUGAUGGUAUCCUCCUCACUCAAGUUAUUUUAAUGUCAAUCAGCCUGGAAGAAAACACUCAUGUCUUGCAUGCUCUUUUUUGUCAUUGUGUGUACACCCAUGAUGUUUCUUUUGUUUGUUUGUUUUUUAACCAUUUACCCGUAAUUCUGUUGAAAGAGAAAAUGUUAAUGCCAAGCUGUUAAGUAUAAGAUAAAAGCAGUUUGUUUCUGUUCCGUUUGGUUCAAACUGAUUUUAAGAACUGCUGGAGUGUUUGAUGAAUUAAAAGGCUCUGUUUGAUUUUAA